Molecule: messenger RNA, 489 nt
Organism: Cornus florida
Lineage: Eukaryota; Viridiplantae; Streptophyta; Magnoliopsida; Cornales; Cornaceae
Exons: 1
Coding region: 1-489 (162 amino acids)
Source: RefSeq, a predicted model, not a curated record
AUGACUCAAAAGUUGAAGCCACUCUACUUAAAGGUAUUAAUUGAGGGUCGUCCACUUUCAAGAGUCUUGGUGGACAAUGGCUCAGUUUUAAAUAUUAUUCCUAUUAAUGUCACGAGGAAAUUGGGCAAGACAGCUGAGGAUGUAAUUCCUAGUGAUGUGGCUAUCAGCGGUUUUACUGGAGGCUCGGUGGAAACACAAAGAAUCCUUUCAUUGGAAUUGAUUGUUGGAGAUAUUACAACCAUGACAGCAUUCUUUAUUGUGGAAUCCACAGCGGCCUAUUAUUUAUUAUUAGGCCGCGAAUGGAUACAUUACAAUUUUUGCAUUCCGUCCACGUUGUAUCAAAUGCUAAUUUUUUGGGAUGGCGAUGAAGUUAAGAUUGUAGAGGUGGACAACAAACCAUUCAUUGCUAAAGUGUAUCACGCAGAUGCUGAGCUCUACAAUGGAGAGUUUGUUCCAGUAAGGUUCAUUGGAAAAGACAGCAAGGGCUGA